UCACUCGAGAUGUGUGGGUGACUGUAAUCAAACACCGCGGAGUCUAGCAGUGUGUGAGGUGCGUCUCGGUUGAAUCCAAACUGCGUUUAAACUUUACGAAGGACAGUCCAGUUCGCGGUCAAGCAGCGCCGAGUCAUAGCAUGGAACAAUCAUCUGGGUUGAUGGGCGUGAAGAGGCUUCACAGACGCCUGCUGCAGGCCGCCUGGCUGUGGGGUCUGUUGACUGUCCAGGUUCACAGCUGUCCUGAUAGCUGCAGCAAGUGUUCAGGGCCAGAAAACGACAAGUGUCAGGAAUGCAAAGCUGGGUGGACACUCCAUAAUAACACCUGUGUAGACAUUGACGAAUGUGGCACUGAGCUGGGGAACUGUUUUGUCAACAGUUACUGCUUUAAUACAGAAGGAUCCUAUGAGUGCAGAGGUUGUGAUGUGGCCUGUGUGGGCUGUAUGGGCAGUGGACCCGCUCGCUGCAGGAAAUGUGCUUCCGGCUACAGACUGACGGGGUCCAAAUGUUUGGAUAUAGAUGAAUGUAGCGACCGGGUACUUGCCUGUCAGGGUCUGGAUGAGAUUUGUACCAACACAGAAGGCUCUUUUCGCUGUGACUGUGCUGAAGGGUUCAUUCGCAAGAACAGUGUUUGUAUAAGGAAGCAGCUGCCUAGCGUUGAGGAGAAGGGUCUGUUUGAUGAUAUCCAGGAUGAGGAGGUGGAGGUGCUGCAGCAGAUGUUUUUUGUCGUCGUGCUUUGUGCUCUGGCCACACUGGCAGCCAAGGGAGAUUUGGUCUACACGUCUGUAUUCAUGGGAGCCCUGGCGGCCAUGGCGGGCUACUGGCUUUCUGAUAGAGGAGACCGUUUGCUAGACAGCUUCCUCAAGGGACGUUAAAGCUGCAAAACGACAAUUCAGUUUGUGUAACGUCUUGGAACUGGAUGCUGCAUUUAAACAUGCACUCAGUUUCGUACUGUGAAGGUGGUUUAAUUGAGUCCGCACUGAAAAACCUUUGCCCAUGUUUGUCGUCAUCGUGCUUCUGCCUUAGUGCCUUUCCUUCUUGAAGCCAGAGGUCGCUCGUUGUGUAACUGAAAACAAUCUGCAGUGUCCCAUAAAGCAUUUUUCCCCAUCACAAAAGAGAAGACAGGUCCCCGCUGCAAGGUCAGCUUUUAUGCCUUCCCUCUUGUGACAGCCAUGGCCAGAGGCAUUAUGUUUUUAGGUUGUUUUUCAAGAGAAUUUUUUCAUUCAUUUCACACAAGCGGCUAACGCGACGAAAUGGUGAGGUGACAGUAUUUCAUAUCCAAAGUGCCAAAGGUCAGAAUCUCUGUAACAUAAGGUCAUUUUAGUUUUUGUUUUUUUGUUUGUUUGUUUUUUUGAGGUGGAUGUUUAAUUGACAGAAAGUUGAGUUUUCACUCUGCAGGACAAACGGAGCUAAGCUCCCCACAUUAACAGCACAUACAAACGAGGAAUGGAGCAGCGUAACCCCAAGCUGAGUAAAACAGGGCUGUUCUCAGGUGUACUAACAGGUGGAGCUGUAGCUUUAAUAACAAACUGAUGCCUGUAUCCCUCUGUGGGAUAAAUGAAAGAAUUAUCUUAUUUUAUAAACCGUGUAGUAUAGUAUUAGCUUCAUAGACAGUAUCAAUCACUGUGUAUUACAUCCAUGUUCAUAUUUUAAGGUUUAAAUGUUGAAAUAAAUACCUUUGUUUGUUUUUAGCA
Molecule: messenger RNA, 1694 nt
Organism: Mugil cephalus (flathead mullet)
Lineage: Eukaryota; Metazoa; Chordata; Actinopteri; Mugiliformes; Mugilidae
Gene: creld1a
Product: protein disulfide isomerase CRELD1
Exons: 6
Coding region: 141-875 (244 amino acids)
Molecular function (GO): calcium ion binding
Source: RefSeq, a predicted model, not a curated record